Messenger RNA from Seminavis robusta, 1548 nucleotides. NCBI's taxonomy places the organism in Eukaryota, Bacillariophyta, Bacillariophyceae, Naviculales, Naviculaceae. The record is from the annotation of a GenBank genome assembly.
AUGGCGCUCUUCUCGACAUCCCGACCGAAGACUAGAGCAGCGCCAUCACUCUGUGCAUUCCUGCUUGUGAUUCUUCAUUUAGCGGAUGCUUUGGGAGGUGAAAAGAUCUUUUUCACAACUCCUCUAGGAGCUUCCAACGUGUCCCAUCGUCAGAAUGUCUGUGAUCGAUUUUUUGCCUUCUAUGACGACAGGUUGGAGUUGCGGCGUGCUCUCGAAGGCCUGCAAUUACAUGUAUUUAUUGGUAAUUAUCAAGGAGCCUAUUUCAAUUACGAUCCAGAAAAUGGAAUCGACAAGUCGGAGCCUGGCCUGAUUCCAGUUAUUCUGGAUGAGGUGGGAAGGAGAGGAGGAUUCACCUGGCGAAAUAGCUUUGGCAUUUACACGGACCCAUCAGCACAUAACAUGACCUGGGAUGAAACGCUUCACUGGGGUAUAGAUUCCUAUGAUAUAGUGGCCGAUUGGUGGGCCCACAGUCUUGAUCGAAUGAACAAUGGUGUUGUUUUCAUAGAAGCGUUUCUAGAUUCUAGUAUGAUUAUGGUUACCAGGGAUGUGUUCCAGGCUCAGAGCAGUAGCGAUGUCACGAUUUCAUCAUUCUUCAACUGGCUCAAGCCCUACGACGCUGCAGUUUGGGCUGUGACAUUGUUUACCAUUUUCCUCAGUGGUAUUGUCUAUCAAAUCCUCGAAUGGUAUGCUGAUGAGCGAGAAGACAGAGGCAUGUGGGAAUGGUGGCUGGAGAAUGUUUACCUUAGUUUCAUGAAUUCGACACAAGCCUAUGAGUACCAACCCAAGACAUUGGCAAGUCGAAUCUUCGGCAUCAGCAUGGCCAUUUGGGCCCUUGUCAUGACUGCAACCUAUACUGCAAAUCUUGCUUCUCUCCUUGUGGAUAGACAAAUUCAAGGACCGCAAACACUUGAUGAGGUUGUCGUUGGUGGCAAAAAGAUGUGCGUUUGGGAGGAUACCUAUAUAGAUUUUCAUCUCCAGGACAACUACAGGAAGGCAGUCCGUAUUCCAAAACACUCAGAAUUGGAACAAUUUGAGGGACUUCUCAAUGGUGAAUGUGAAUACAUGCUUACAAGCUAUGCCACUUGGAGCAAGUUCAAGGGGAUUCGAGAGUACAAUAAAAAAUGCGACAUGUAUUUGGUGGGGGGCAAAGAAAAGGAGCUUGGAUCUGGUUUUGCUCUUACUGCUGAUUCAGGAAAAUUAUGCACUGGAUUGAUUCGUGAUGUCCUCGAUUUACAUAUGCGAGACAUAAUCGAGGAGGGGUUCCUGGCACGGGCUUGGGCAAAUGAAUUUGAGAGAACCAAGACCAUUGAUUGCCUCACCUACAAACCAGAAAUUAAGGAGGCCCAAGACGAGGAGGGUGCCCGCAAACGACAGCUGCGACAAGGACAUGACAAUUUUCACCCUCAGCUCCUCGCACUCGUAGUAGCACUGCUAAAAGAGGACAUCGAGCACUCAAGGCUGGCGGAAAAGCUGCUGCUGGUGGAUCUGUUGCGGCUAUGGGCGAUUCUCCCGAUGAAGAUGCACAAAAGCUUACUCUGGAGCAGAUGA